Messenger RNA from Triticum aestivum (bread wheat), 1181 nucleotides. RefSeq names its product serine/arginine repetitive matrix protein 1. The record is from RefSeq and is a predicted model, not a curated record. Lineage: Eukaryota; Viridiplantae; Streptophyta; Magnoliopsida; Poales; Poaceae. The transcript is spliced from 3 exons. The coding region runs from base 1 to 918 and encodes 305 amino acids.
AUGGGAGGCGAGGUGAUUGAGUCACGAUUUUUCAGGGCAGUUUACGGCCACGUCGGAGUGAAAGCGUUCGGUAAAAAGAAUUCUCAUCCCAAACGAAUCCCGUCGCCGCAUUUCUCUAUUCCCCUCCUUAUCCAUUCCUCUCAGGCCGCGCCCAACCAGAGAGUGAGGCGGAGGCCGACCGCCGUAGGUCGCCGCGAUGCUCGCCGGCGUGAAGCAACAGGCCGGCGUGCUCCGGGUCCGCGCGAGCGGCUUCAGCUGCCGUUGUGGUUGGAGGCUGAGGGCCGCGGCAGCCUCCACCGCUCCACGGACACGCCUCCAUCCGCGCGAUCCUCGCCGUCGCCGAGGUCGCCGCCAUCCGAGGCUUCCGUCCCCGAGCUGACCAUACUCGACGCCGACGGAGUCCGCCCUCGCCGAGCUGCGUCUCCUCCGCCGCACACCUUCGCGUCCGUCGCGACGGCGCGGCCAUUUUUAGGCGAUAGCAUCGCCCCUCGCCUCGGCGCCCACCUCGGUCGCGUCUUCUCCGAGCACGGUGUCCAUGGGCGACGGGACCCUCCUCCUCGUCUUCUCUGGCUUAUCGGACGCCGGGGAACUCGUGCGCUGCGCGUUCACCCGGAGACGACGGCGCCAUCCUGCGUGGCGGCGCCCUCCACGGCCACGUCUUCUCCUAGCACGGCGACCAGGCGCUGCCCAUGGGCGACGGGACCAUCCUGCUCGUCUUCUCCGGCCGCUCGGGCGUUCAGGAACUCGUCUGCUGCACAUGAACUCUCGAAGGACAGGUUCAGUUUUAUGUUACUGGCUCAACACAUGACCUCUCGACGGGAGGUGGUGCCGUUGGGCGCCGUGGUGGCAUCGACGGGUGGCCGGACUGGCAAAGAUGACACGGAUCUCCUUUCUGAAAAUGGAUCAGCGAUACAAUGAUGAUGGCGGCUUCUAAAACGUGUGCAUGUGGUGUACGCUUUAGGUUUGCUGCACCGGCUGUAGGUUUCGAUACGUUAUGUGGAUAUAUCAGACGACACCAGUUUUAAAUAUGGGGAGUGAGAGCACUCCACAUUAUCAAGCUUGUAGGUGUGAGUGGUGGCUUCGGGUGGGUUGAUGUAUGUUCUUGUUAGACCUUUGUUGAAUAAUUAAUAAAGAUGGCUGCAUGCAUCGAUUGAUGCUGAGGCCGGCGGUCUUAACCUCCU